AAAAAAAUUACAAAGGCAAUUUGCCUCUUCAUUUCUCUUAUUUUCCUCACUUUCCCAUCGGUUUUGUUCAAUUUUUUUAGGGGUGUCGUUUCUUGGUUGAGCAAUUUCAUUUAAGAUUCGAGUCAUGGCUUAUGCAUCUCAUAUAAUCAAUCACUCGAAAAAGUUAAAAAAUGUUCCCAACUUGCUUCGGCAUCAGCAUGCUUGUUUGGUUCGUUGGUUUUCUAAUGAUACCUGCUUCUUCUUCAAUAAAAAGGAUGAUAUUGGUAAAGUUUGUCAUCAUGAUUUUUUAGCUGCAGAAAAAGAAAAGUUCUCUAGCACUGCUACUAAUAACACUGUGUCAUUGUUUGGUGCAUCUAGGAAAAAUGUCUCAAGAACGAUAAUGCAAGUUGGGAUCCCAAUGGCUGGACCACUACUCAUGAAGGGUUUUUCUUGUUCACAGGUACAGUCAAGGAGAGGAUAUUCAUCUGAUUCAGGUCUUCCUCCACACCAAGAGAUUGGAAUGCCUUCUCUCUCACCUACAAUGACAGAGGGUAAUAUAGCAAGGUGGCUGAAGAAAGAGGGUGAAAAAAUUUCACCUGGUGAAGUACUAUGCGAAGUUGAAACGGAUAAAGCAACAGUCGAGAUGGAAUGCAUGGAAGAAGGUUUCCUUGCAAAGAUAAUAAAGGGGGAUGGAUCAAAAGAAAUUAAAGUUGGUGAGGUAAUUGCUAUUACGGUUGAAGAUGAGGAAGAUAUUCCCAAGUUUAAGGAUUACAGUCCUUCAGCAUCAGAUGGUGCUGCUGCAGCUAAAGGGCCCGCUACUUCUACCCCACCUCCCCCACCCAAGGAGGUGGUUGAGGAAACAGUUAGUUCACCAGAACCAAAGAUUUCCAAGCCCAGUGCAACUCCUGAAGAUCGCAUUUUUGCUAGUCCUCUAGCAAGAAAAUUGGCUGAAGAUCACAAUGUACCUCUCUCAAGCAUUAAAGGAACAGGUCCUGGUGGAGACAUUGUGAAGGCUGAUAUUGAAGAUUACUUGGCAUCACGUGGGAAGGAAGUUUCAGCAGCAGCACCUAAGGCCAAGGACACAACACCUGCUGCAUUAGAUUAUGUUGACAUUCCUCAUUCCCAGAUAAGAAAGGUUACAGCUUCACGCUUAUUGUUAUCAAAGCAAACUAUUCCUCAUUAUUAUUUAACUGUAGACACAUGUGUUGACAAACUUGUGGAUUUGCGGAGCAAACUAAAUUCAUUACAAGAGGCCUCAGGUGGAAAGCGGAUAUCUAUAAAUGAUCUUGUAAUCAAGGCUGCUGCCUUGGCUCUUAGAAAAGUUCCCCAAUGCAACAGUUCAUGGACCGAUAACUAUAUUCGCCAGUAUAAUAAUGUGAAUAUUAAUGUAGCUGUACAGACAGAUAAUGGAUUAUAUGUUCCAGUUGUUAAGGAUGCAGACAAGAAAGGUUUGUCUAAAAUUGCAGAGGAGGUCAAAUAUUUGGCCCAAAAAGCUAAAGAGAAUAGCUUGAAACCAGAAGAUUAUGAGGGAGGCACAUUUACUGUGUCAAAUUUGGGAGGGCCGUUUGGCAUCAAGCAAUUCUGUGCCAUCGUUAAUCCUCCUCAAUCUGGCAUUCUUGCAGUUGGCUCUGCUGAGAAGAGGAUUAUUCCUGGUUUUGGUCCUGAUGAAUUUAAAUUCGCUUCCUUCAUGUCAGUAACCCUAAGUUGUGAUCAUCGUGUCAUAGAUGGUGCAGUUGGUGCUGAAUGGCUGAAAGCAUUCAAGGGCUACAUUGAGAAUCCUGAAUCAAUGUUGCUGUAAAUCAGUUGAUGGCUCUUUCUGUCAUUUCUUUGUACACCUUUCUUUGCAGUUGCCAUUAUUAACAUUGAGCUGCAUUUGUUUUUUUGCAAUCAGUCGUUAGAUAGGAAAAAAUAGCUGGGUAGAAUAAAAGUAUUGGGUUCUUUUGAGGCAUUCAAAAGCAAAACUCGCUCAAUUUUGCUUUUGCAGAGUGUAAUAGCGCACUUUACCAAGGUGAUACCUUUUGUUGAAUAGAUUUUCUUUUGUUA
Molecule: messenger RNA, 2022 nt
Organism: Hevea brasiliensis (rubber tree)
Lineage: Eukaryota; Viridiplantae; Streptophyta; Magnoliopsida; Malpighiales; Euphorbiaceae
Product: dihydrolipoyllysine-residue acetyltransferase component 2 of pyruvate dehydrogenase complex, mitochondrial
Exons: 19
Coding region: 125-1777 (550 amino acids)
Biological process (GO): pyruvate decarboxylation to acetyl-CoA
Cellular component (GO): pyruvate dehydrogenase complex
Molecular function (GO): dihydrolipoyllysine-residue acetyltransferase activity
Source: RefSeq, a predicted model, not a curated record